AUGACCCGACGAAACGUCAUUCCAGUCCUCGCGCUAAUCCUCACACUAUUCGUAGUCGCAUUCUUCUAUUCUGGCAUAGACUCCAGCCAGGCAUGGCGGGUUCUACCACAACAUAUCGGUCUAGGAGACCACAUUGGCAGUGACGAGCGGCCACCUCUGAGUACCGGUACCGUCGAGCCCUCGAAAGAUGCGACCAAAGACCCAGAUUAUGCGAACUGGAACCCGACCCCCAUAUUCAAGCCAGGCUCGCCAAUGCCUGCAGAACACAACUAUACCUCGACACUGGUGAUUGCCAAGACGAAGCAUGAGAGUGUUGACUGGAUCCUAGACAAGAUGCCGGAGCAGCAGACAGCCGUCUACGUAGCCGACGACCCCUCCGCACCGCUACAUCCACCCAAGAACAAAGGCCACGAGGUCAUGAUAUAUCUCUCAUGGAUAAUUGACAACUACGACAGCCUCCCCGACGUCGCUAUCUUCAUGCACGCGCACCAGUUGUCCUGGCACAACGACGAGAUCCUCGGCAACAACGCGCAUCUGCUUAUAAGCCGACUCAACCGAGCCCGUGUUUGGAGAGAAGGCUUCGUGAACAUGAGGUGCAGCUGGCAUCCCGGCUGUCCCGAUUGGAUGCACCCGGCAGCAACCGAGCUGGACCCCCAGAAGCAGGAAGAGGUCCUCCUAGCCAAGUCGUGGAGCGAGCUCUUCCCCCUCGACGAAGUACCCACCGUCCUCGCACAACCUUGCUGCGCACAAUUCGCCCUCUCACGAGAACGCAUACAAGCAAAGCCCUACGCGCAAUACGUCUGGUACAGAGACUGGCUAUUCAACACACGUCUGGAAGACCGUCUCAGCGGACGCAUCUGGGAGUACGUAUGGCAAUUCGUCUUCACGGGCCAGAACGUCGUCUGCCCCAAGGAACACAUCUGUUUCUGCGACCAAUACGGCUCCUGUUUUGGCGGCGAAGAGCAAUACGCGAAUUUCAUUGCCCUCAAGAACGAACUCGGGGACCGGGAAAGGGAUCUUAGGGAGUGGGAGGAGAAGCGAAAGGCGAUAGAAGAAGCAACGCGAGACAACGAUCAGACUAAGUUGCAAGAUCUGGAAAUACCCGAGGUAGGGAAAGACGCUGAGUUUAGGCGAGAGAUCGAUCGGCUGAGACCCAUUGUCGAUCGCUUGAAACAUGAUGCUGAAGUGAGGGGACAGGAUCCGAGGAUGAGGGCUGAGGAGUUGGGGAGAGAGUGGCAUGAGGGAGACGGUUUUUAG
Messenger RNA from Alternaria incomplexa, 1257 nucleotides. RefSeq lists its product as uncharacterized. The record is from RefSeq and is a predicted model, not a curated record. Bases 1 to 1257 code for a protein of 418 amino acids. Lineage: Eukaryota; Fungi; Ascomycota; Dothideomycetes; Pleosporales; Pleosporaceae. The transcript has a single exon.